Messenger RNA from Lutra lutra (Eurasian river otter), 259 nucleotides. Its product is annotated as heat shock factor-binding protein 1-like. Bases 14 to 244 code for a protein of 76 amino acids. Gene Ontology annotation, molecular function: transcription corepressor activity. The transcript has a single exon. Lineage: Eukaryota; Metazoa; Chordata; Mammalia; Carnivora; Mustelidae. Gene Ontology annotation, biological process: cellular heat acclimation. Gene Ontology annotation, cellular component: cytosol; nucleus. The record is from RefSeq and is a predicted model, not a curated record.
GGGAACUGGGGAUAUGGCUGAGAAUGACCCCAAGACCUUACAGGAUCUCCCCUCAGUGGUUCAGACACUCCUGCAACAGAUGCAAGAUAAAUUUCAGACCGUGUCUGACCAGGUCAUUGGAAGAAUUGAUGACUUGAGCAGUUGCAUUGAUGACCUGGAGAAAAAAAUUCCAGACCUCAUGACACAGGUUGGGGUGGAAGAGCUGGAGGUUGAAAACAAGAUCCCUGACACACCAAAGAGUUGAAGGUGGCUAAUUCAC